AUGCUACCUCCACACUGUCACUACACAGCCAACUUUGAGGCGAACAAACGUGGAAAUCGAGGUGAUGGAACACUUGCCUCGAAAGACGUAGAACGGGCAUCCUCAGCAUCUCUCACACAGGGCUCAGACCAGGCUCACCUGCUUAACGACGCCAAUCAUAUCGAAACCCCAAACACGUUUAUUAUGGGAGCACCUACUUCUGCCAAUAAUUUCCCCACUUCUUCCAUCUUUUGCACUGCUCUUGCUCUCCUUGUUCUGACUCUCAAUCUACUCGCGUGGUGA
This is a messenger RNA of Rodentolepis nana, 282 nucleotides long. NCBI's taxonomy places the organism in Eukaryota, Metazoa, Platyhelminthes, Cestoda, Cyclophyllidea, Hymenolepididae. The record is from the annotation of a GenBank genome assembly.